Molecule: messenger RNA, 1487 nt
Organism: Anastrepha obliqua
Lineage: Eukaryota; Metazoa; Arthropoda; Insecta; Diptera; Tephritidae
Product: antichymotrypsin-2-like
Exons: 4
Coding region: 65-1384 (439 amino acids)
Molecular function (GO): serine-type endopeptidase inhibitor activity
Source: RefSeq, a predicted model, not a curated record
GUAGUGAAAUAAAAAUGCGCAUGUUAAGAGCUUGUUGCGGUUUUUAAAGCCUCAAGAAAAAAAUAUGACCAGUAAAAUUAUUUUCAUAUAUUUUUUACUAUCGCUGUUGUGCUACUUAAAUCUCACAUUCACCACUGCCACUACUGAAAGGCCAGCACUAGCAGGGAUAGCGGCGACAGUGGGCAGUGCUACCAACGCCACUGAGCACACCGUUGAUUUGGUGCAUUUGGUGCUGGAACGCGUACUGGCCGAGGCGGAUGCAACAACCAAUUUUGUGAUUGCGCCACAGGAACUGCUGGCAUUGUACCUGCAACUGCAUGGAACGGACAAAGAAAUUGCUGCCGCUGCCGAUUCCUUCAGCGCCAAUGAAAAUAGCUACGAUCCAGUGCGCAAUGAGGUCGAGAACACCAACAGUACGGGGGAGGUGCAAGAGUACGAAGAGCUGUUCAACAUACCGGGGAGUCCGAUUUUGGUGUCCAAUACGUUGUACGCCGACGUAUACAACUCCAAACGAUUUACAAGGAAGUUGAAAAAUCUGCAAAUUGUGCUGCAUGAGGAGAGCGAUGAGGAUGAUGAACGCACCGGCAGCAGCGGCUACGGUAGCGAUAAUAAUAAUGCUGCAGUGGCAAGGAACCGCAUGGCGCACAAUGUGUGUAAUAACAACAACCGCAACAAAAACGACAAUUGUAACGAACUAAUCAAUACGGUGCGUAUAAAUUCACGCUGGGCGCACAAUUUCCAAAAGCGUGAUACCCACAAACGCCAAUUCUACAUGCCACAUACACAUACACAUGCCUACUUGCAUGCCAUGCGCAAGGACGACAUCUUCCCCUAUGCCAAAUUGGAAGAGUUCAAUGCUACCGCCUUGGAAUUGUCGCUGCAGCGACAGCAAUUGAAAAUGCUCCUCAUACUGCCUGAUGCCAGGGAUGGUUUGCCACAACUGCUGCAACGUCUAAGUGCCAAUGUGAAAUUGCUGGAUGAGUUGUGUGGCAUGACGCGCGACACGGAACAGCCGACAAGGACAGUCAGCAUAGCUGGCUAUGAACGUCGCUAUUUGGAACCGACAUUGGUGCGCGUUUCUUUGCCGAAAUUUCAAUUUUCACAACGCACAGCCUUAGAUGGCAUUUUUCGACAGUUACUAAACGCUACAGCGAAUGUGGAUCUUCAUUGGCCCAGCGCAUGGCAAGUGACACAGGAUGUACAGUUUGCAGUGAGCGAAGAUGGUAUUGGCGAACUGAAACCAUCGAUAGUACUGUUUUGGAACGCCUUUUCGUCGUUACGCACUAAACCACUGAUGUUCAGUGUCGAUCAUCCGUUCGUGUUCAUCGUCUACAAUGGAAAAGGAAUACAGUUAUUGGGGCAUUUGGCACAACUACACGAAUGAGUGAUGGGAGAUGUUUGAUAUGUGAAGGCGAGUAUGUUGCAUGUGUGUAUGGUGACUGCAGAGCCAUGCGUAGCCAAUACAGACGAAUGUUAGAUGUAAAAUU